Molecule: messenger RNA, 651 nt
Organism: Pectinophora gossypiella (pink bollworm)
Lineage: Eukaryota; Metazoa; Arthropoda; Insecta; Lepidoptera; Gelechiidae
Exons: 5
Coding region: 1-600 (199 amino acids)
Source: RefSeq, a predicted model, not a curated record
AUGGAUUGGACAGUGUUCAACAGCAGCCGCGGGCUGGUGGGCGUGGUGGCGUGGGCGCUGGUGGUCACCAUCACUACCACCACCACGGCACUGGAGCUGUACGACGAGCUGCCGGGAGACGGGGAUCCUGUUGCGUAUCCAGACGACAACAGCCUGGACACGGGCCCGGUGGCGCCCCGCAGCAGUCCAGAGCUCGCGCUGGCCAAGGAUGUGCUGCUCUAUAAGCUCAUCAAGGCCUUGCAGGGGAGACAGAGUCUUACGACGUUCAGAUCAGACUGGCCGUCAGAAUUCCAGCCCACAGAGCCUGAAGAGCCCACAAGGCUCACAGAGCUUGAAAAGAGACAACCCAGAGAGCACGCACGACGAAGAGAGCCCACACGACCCAGAGAGCCCAGACACGUACAUCUCACAGCUCUGAGAGACAAGGAUGGAGUCGUGAAGAGACUCACGAAUGUCCUUAGAGGGAGCGGGACAAAUAUAGGUUUCAAAGGCAUGGACUACUACAGGCCACAGCAGAAAUGGAAGAUUAAGAAGGGGAAGGCUUUAGGUAGCCAAAUGGUGUGCUACUUCAAGUUGUGCGCUUUCCGGUCGCCCAUGUAGAGCCAGCGAGAUAUGAAGAACAUGCGCAAUAGGGUAGUUUCUAACAAGUCA